CACACAUUACAAUACAAUUACAUACCCUCCAACAAUAAUAUAAUGUAUGCUUCAACUUCAUUCACUUCACCUCUGAUCCAUGAACUUCUUUUAGAAUUCCACUCAAGAAGGUUACUCUUACACACUACCCCAUCAUUCAACCAAUCACCAAGCUCAUCACCCAACCCACCAAAUAGCCCCCAAAACUCAUCACCACAAUCAUCAUACCUUGGAGAUGGAACCUUUGAUGCAAAUGUUGUCAUGGUACUCUCAGUACUUUUAUGUGCUCUAAUAUGCUCACUUGGAUUAAACUCCAUCAUAAGGUGUGCAUUAAAGUGUUCCAGCUUAGUUGUGAGUACCAAUAAUAGUGAUAGUAAUAAUAACCACCACACUCCAUCAUCAAGAGUGGUCAACACCGGAAUCAAGAAGAAAGCACUCAAGACUUUUACAACACUAAGUUACUCAAAUGAAUUCAACCUUCCUAGUUUGGACUCAGAGUGUGUGAUAUGCUUGUCGGAUUUCGCCAUCGGCGACCGGUUGCGGAUUUUGCCUAAGUGCAACCAUGGUUUCCACAUAAAGUGCAUUGAUAAAUGGUUGAGUUCGCAUUCUUCUUGCCCCAAAUGCAGACACUGCCUUAUGGAGACUUGCCACAAGAUUAUUGGGGCUACUACCUCAUCAACAUCAUCACAAUUGCCAGAAACUAUUCUUACCAUAGCACCAUUGGACCCAGAACGUUUGGUGCGUAACUAUAGGGAAUCCAAUUAAUUAUUCAACCAUAUUCAUCAAUGCACUGCUGGUUAAGUUGUAGUAGUUAUUAAUUAAUUAAUUAGGACUAUAUAUAGGGUUUAUUAGCAUGUAGUGAUGGUUAUGGUUAAUUAUUAUUGGUGAAAUGUGCAUAGAGUUUGAAACUCUUUUGUUGUUGUUUUAGCUUUAGCUCUCUUCCAAGUGUAUAAAGCAAGUUUAAAUUGAAAUUGCAUUAUUGAAUUGUAAAUUACUUAUUGA
This is a messenger RNA of Arachis stenosperma, 981 nucleotides long. Its product is annotated as RING-H2 finger protein ATL78-like. The record is from RefSeq and is a predicted model, not a curated record. Lineage: Eukaryota; Viridiplantae; Streptophyta; Magnoliopsida; Fabales; Fabaceae. The transcript has a single exon. Gene Ontology annotation, biological process: protein ubiquitination. Gene Ontology annotation, molecular function: transferase activity. The coding region runs from base 43 to 744 and encodes 233 amino acids.